AUGCUGGUCACUGUGGCCGGCGGAACUGAGAUACCCUUGGAGCUCACACGUCAACUCAAGGGCUGUGGCUUGUCUCGUGGGACGACUUAUGCUCCCCUAUCCACGGCCUCUGCUCUUCAGAGGCAGACGGACUAUCCCAAGAAGCUAACGAAACAUAAGGAUCUGGAAGGAGGCUUCGUCUUGACACACGCCCACUCAAGCGGCGAACCUCUAGCGCUACGUGGUCCCCAGGACCAUUCAGUGGGCGAGUCUCCUCCUGACGACGAUGAGUGGUCCAGAAACCUGCAUCCCAUCCCACCUUGUCACCGCAACUACUCUUGCAUCGAUUACCCACCGGGACUGCUUGUCUACGCCUGUCAUUUUUUCUCUACUCCGCUAGGGGCCCUCGAGCUAUCCGCCAGACGACCCUCCUGUCGAAGUAGUCCCCGCUCGCCUCCACCCGCUGCUAGUCUCUUUAGCUCUUGUCUUUACGCCAGCUUUGUCUCUAAAGCUUGACAACCUGGCUGACACGUUGGUUGUACGGGCCUCGAACACGUACCCGACAUCUUGCAGCUCAUCCUGUGUGUGCGUUUGCCGCUACUGCAGUCCGGAACCGACACCGUCCUCGCUAUUUGAACGUGGAGCUGGCAGUACUUCCGACUCGGGUGCCACACUCUUUUGCAGCAUAAAGACUCACUCAUCCGUCGCACCAGCCGCUAGCAACACUCUCUUCUUCAACAAAGGUGAUUUAAUAAACCAUUCUAUACAGUACCACCGUUAAAUCCGUCACGCUGGCGAUCCAAGCUCUUUCCCGUCCCCAAGAGCCUCCCCGGAGGUGGCUCGGCGCGGACUCUUCAGACCACA
Neurospora tetraspora is the source of this 843-nucleotide messenger RNA. RefSeq lists its product as uncharacterized. Bases 1 to 495 code for a protein of 164 amino acids. NCBI's taxonomy places the organism in Eukaryota, Fungi, Ascomycota, Sordariomycetes, Sordariales, Sordariaceae. The transcript has 2 exons. The record is from RefSeq and is a predicted model, not a curated record.